CCCCCUGCGAGCACGCUUGAAUGAACACUGAGAGCGCGGCAGCACCCGGACACCGGAGGCUGCAGCAGGUCCGACGCGCACCAUGAGCGCCCCGCUCGCCCUCGUCACCUUCCUCGCCAUCGCCUCCGCCGCCGCCGCCAAGCCCAACGCCGGCCUGAGGACGUGGGGUCGCUUCGACAAGCUGCCCUAUCCGGGCGACAAGGCUUUCCUCUACGACACCUUCCCGGAGGACUUCAUGUGGGCGGUGGGCACGGCGGCGUACCAGGUGGAGGGCGCGUUCGAGAAGGACGGCAAGGGGCUCUCCAUCUGGGACACGUUCCGGCGCGGCGGCAACCGGAUGGCCACCGGGGACGUCGGCAGCGACAGCUACCACAACGUGUACAAGGACGUGCGCGCCAUCGCGCAGCUCGGAGUCAGCCACUACCGCUUCUCCCUCUCCUGGUCCAGGAUCUUUCCCAACGGCACCCGCGGGAGCUACAACGAAAUCGGCACCAACUACUACCGGACCCUCCUGCGGAGGCUGAAGGAGAUCCGCGUGCAGCCGGUGGUCACGCUCUACCACUGGGACCUGCCCGACCACCUGCAGCAGACCCUCGGCGGCUGGAGCCACCCGGAGAUUGUGGGCAUUUUCAAGGACUACGCCGAUUUCUGUUUCCAGACGUUCGGGGAUGACGUGAAGUACUGGAUCACUAUCGAUAACCCGUUUGUGGUGGCGCGGCACGGGUACGGCACCGGGGUGGUGGCUCCCGGGAUAAAGAACGACCCCGACCUCCCGUUCCGCGUUGGGCACAAUCUCAUUAAGGCUCACGCGGCCGUGUGGCACCUCUACGACCGCCACUACCGCCCCCGGCAGCGGGGCCGGCUGUCCAUGGCGCUGGCCUCCCACUGGAUCAAGCCCAGCCGCACUCGCCUGGAAAGCCUGCGAGAGUGUCAGUGCUCCCUGGACCACGUCCUGGGCUGGUUCGCCCGGCCUCUCUUCGUCGACGGGGACUACCCCCCCUGCAUGAAGGCGAGGCUGGGCUCGCGGCUGCCCUCUUUCACCCCGGAGGAGAGGGCCCAGGUGAGGGGAACGGCCGACUUCUUCGCCCUCUCCCACGGAGCCGCCUUGAGCUUCCAGCUCAUCAACGACAGCCUGAAGUUUGGGCAGCAGGAGGAGCUGGACCUGCGGAUGCUGCUCUACUGGGUCAACGCCGAGUACGACAAGCCGCCCAUCUUCGUGGUGCAGAGUGGGUGGUAUGUCCUCGGCAACACUAAGACCGAAGACCCCAAACACAUGUACUACCUCAAGAGGUUCAUCGCAGAGGCCCUGAAGUCCAUCGUCAUAGAUGGAGUGAAUGUGAUCGGAUACACGGCCUGGUCCCUGAUGGACGGCUUCGAGUGGCACAGGGAAUAUGGGAUACGAAGGGGACUGUACUACGUGGACUUCAACGCCCCUGACAUGAAGAGAGAGCCCAAGACGUCCGCCACCUUUUACAGAAACGUCAUCCAGAAGAACGGUUUCCCAGAACUGCCAGAGAACAAACCGGCACAAGGAAGCUUCCCGUGUGACUUUGCCUGGGGGGUAUCAGCCAACUCCAUACAGGUGGAGACCACGCCCAGCCAGUUUGCAGACCCCAGCGUGUACUUGUGGAACAUCUCCAACAAUGGAGAGCUGAUGAGGCUGGAGGGCUUCAGCGCACCUCCUGUACGCCGGGCCGCACACUGCGCUGAUUACGCCACCAUCCGACAACAGGUGGAUGAAAUCCGGCAGGUCGGAGUCAACCACUUCCACUUCUCCCUCAACUGGUCAGCUGUGGUGCCUACAGGCGACGUGGCUCAUCCUAACACCACCCUGCUGGGCUACUACCGCUGCUUCACCAGCCAGCUGCUGCAGGCCAACGUCACGCCCGUGGUCACUCUGUGGCACCACACGCGCCUGCGCAGCAGCCUGCCGGCCCCACUGGACACGGCCAACAAGUGGCUCAACAGAGAGACCCCAAAGGCGUUCGCAGACUACGCCAGGCUGUGUUACAGAGAACUGGGGGCCCACGUGAAGAUGUGGAUCACUCUGAAUGAGCCCAACGAUGAGAUGGUGACCUACCAGGAGGGUCAUCACAUGCUGCAAGCGCACGCUCGGGCCUGGCACGUCUACGACAACGAGUUCAGGCACGCACAGGGAGGAAAGGUGUCCCUGGCCCUGCACAUGGAUUGGGUGGAACCGGCGUUUUCGUUCAGCCGCGAAGACGUGGAGCCGGCCAAAAGGGUUUUAGACUUCCGCGUUGGCUGGUUCGCAGAGCCGGUCUUCGGCAGCGGGGACUAUCCUCUGGGGAUGAGGAGCUGGCUGAGGCAGCUCAACUCACUGGAGCUGCCGGUGUUCAAUGAAGGGGACAGAGAGCUGGUUAGAGGGACGUAUGACUUCUUUGCCAUUAGUCACUUCAGCACCGAGCUGGUGACACACGCCAUGGAAGACUCGUACACCUACACGGCGAUGCUGGAGGUCCAGCAGAUGAUAGACACCACGUGGAUGAAGUCUCCCAGGCCCGUUGUGCCCUGGGGUCUGAGGAAAGCCCUCAACUGGGUGAGGGAGCACUACCGCGACGUACCCGUCUAUGUGAUGGCCAACGGGGUACAGGAAGACCCGGCCCGCUUCAAAGACAGCCUCCGAGUCUACUACCUGUACAACUACAUCAACGAGGCGCUGAAAGCUCACACUCUGGACGGCGUGAACCUGAAGGGUUACUUCGCUUACGCCCUGAGCGACCAGAGGGACCCGGGCUUCGGCCUGUACGGACACAUUCAGGAGGAGGCCAUCGUCAAGGCCUCCCUCUCCAACUAUCGCAACAUCAUCAAGCACAACGGCUUCCCCGUCCAGGGAGCCGCGGCCCAACCGUGUCCCAGCGUCCCUCAGCCCUGCCCGGGCUGCCACGUGCUGGCCAAGAAGUCUGUGGUGGGCUUCCUGACUCUGGUGGGCUCAGGGGUGCUGAUCACCUUGGGGCUCAUUGUCUACUACACAGCCAAGAGACACAAAGAGUACUACUGAUGGUUGUGACUGGGAUUUGGUUUUUAUGAAUCACUCAAGAAUUGAAUUGUUAUCAGCUGCAGAUGAUGUUUUUAUCCAUUUUCCAUUUAUACCCUUAAGAUAAUUUAUGCAUAGAAUCCAAAAGAAGGAAACUUCUGAUUGUAGGGGAAAGAGGAUGUGUGUGUGUGUGUGUCGGCCUUUGAGGACGGACAGAACUGAAUAAACUAUUUUUAAUGUUUU
Messenger RNA from Gasterosteus aculeatus aculeatus (three-spined stickleback), 3238 nucleotides. RefSeq names its product klotho (gene kl). The record is from RefSeq and is a predicted model, not a curated record. Gene Ontology annotation, biological process: carbohydrate metabolic process; fibroblast growth factor receptor signaling pathway. NCBI's taxonomy places the organism in Eukaryota, Metazoa, Chordata, Actinopteri, Perciformes, Gasterosteidae. Gene Ontology annotation, molecular function: fibroblast growth factor binding; fibroblast growth factor receptor binding; hydrolase activity, hydrolyzing O-glycosyl compounds.